Messenger RNA from Cladophialophora immunda, 3423 nucleotides. RefSeq lists its product as uncharacterized. Lineage: Eukaryota; Fungi; Ascomycota; Eurotiomycetes; Chaetothyriales; Herpotrichiellaceae. The coding region runs from base 141 to 1928 and encodes 595 amino acids. The record is from RefSeq and is a predicted model, not a curated record. The transcript is spliced from 4 exons.
UUUGAGUCUAGAUCCUUGACGAAGGACUCCAUCGUCGCCGGUGACGAUCGUGAGGCGACUCUGAAUAUCUUUAGAGCAGAUAAGGCUCUUCUGAACGACCUCCAUCCUUCGAGGGAAUUUGGGCAACAGUACUGGCCGACAUGGCAUCAAAACGCGGUCAGGAUGUCGAAACCGAGAUGCUUCAUCCUGGGCAACACGGUCACAGAGACGGCACAACGCCGCGAGCACCGCGAACAUGGAUGGUCGCGGCAUCGAUGGCUUGCUCGAUCAUAGUUGGGCUGGUGUUCGCCUUGGUUCACCACUUCUUCUACACCUAUUGGAAUGGCAAGGUCGUCUCAAGCGACUCACAGCAGCGUUGGAUCAUACGAGGCGGAACUGCUUUUGCCUUUGGCUUAAAAACAGCUCUGGCUCUGGGCACCGGCAUCGCUUAUGUCCAAUACUUCUGGUUGACUCUUUGUUCCAAGGAGUUUCAAGUUGGCAAGAUCAACUCGAUGUUCAAGGUGCUGGGCAAUGCCUUUGAAUUGUGCGAUUUGAAGCUUUGGCUUCGACUGCCCGUCCUGGCCUCAUUGGCCGUUGUAACAUGGACCCUCCCUAUUGCAGCCAUCAUCUCACCCGGCACACUGAUAGUGACUCCCUCGACUGGGAACAGAACACAACUCCUCGGAGUGCCACAGUUUGACUAUCGAGAUUAUACCCCAUUCGCCUCACCCCUCACCUCCGAUGACGCCAACUUUGCUGGAGCCAGCAAUAAACUCGUCCAACUGGCUCUUGGAAGCGCCACGACCCAGUCCAUUCUGUCUAUAUCGCCGCCAAUCGCCAACUCGACUUACUCGGUCAAGAUGUAUGCUCCUGCCCUGACAUGCCAAAUACCUGCCCUGAACGAUUCGAUCGCUAUAGAAGCUGCAUAUGAGAAUUUUGCAGACACCUCGGGCGGUGCCGGCGUCAACUAUUUUGCCUGGGUCCCAUACGGUGACGGCGCCGGUAACGGAUGUCAGAAUGGAAGCAUUGCCAUUCCGUCGGAUUUCACGAGUAGCAAACUGCCCAGCACAACCGAUAGUUGUUAUGAUGGAUACAGUGCCAAACUCAACGUCUUCAUCCCCGUGGCGACGGCCAGCGACGCUACCCCUUACGGGUCUUCUGUUCUGCUGAACUGCUCCCUCAUGAACGCUUCUUACACCGUAAACUUUGACUUUCGUGAUCGCGCACAACUUGUGGGCGUCCAGAGUCGGGAGCUCUUGAACGGAGUCCCAGUUUUCUCGAGUUACGAGAAUAUGGUUGUCGAUGUUGGCUCCACGGCGGUAUUCUCACCCAUGGCCAACAAGCUAAUGUCCUACAUCUCCAUUAUGGAUGCAUUUGGGCGCAUUAUGGUGGGCUCGGUCAAUACAUAUCACUACGGGACUAUUACGCCGGCCUAUACGCUUGUCCUUUCCACGGCGCUCCAAUCGCAAUUGUCUCCAGACACGUCUGGCAAAAUUGAUGCCAGCAACACGACCUUUGCGCGCUCGGUAGAGAGUCUGUUUGAGAACAUCACCAUGAGUCUCCUCAGCGCCAAUGAUUUCAUUGUUGACUUUUCAAACGAGACCAAAGCCGCUGGCACCCCCUUGACAGCCGUGACCAUUUACUACCCUCAGAACGUUUACACGUACGAAGCGGAGCAGCUUUGGCUGGCCUACGGGGUCGCCAUCCUCGCCAACGUCCUCUGCUUGCUGGCCGGCACGUUCGCGAUUCAGCGCAAUGGACUCUCCUACAACAAUGACUUCACAACCAUCAUGAGAACGACUCGCAAUCCGAAUCUGGACCUCCUGGUUCCUGAAGCCGAAUCGAGCGGCGCGCAACCGGUCGCGCCACGGACGACGAAGGGGACACUCACGUAUCAACGCUCAAAUGAGUACGGGUGGGCGGGCUUUUCAGUCAAGGGAAUGCAAUAAUCCCCUGUUUGGUUUUAAGUCUUGGGCGUUGAUGUCCAAAUUAGGGGCUGCGAACAGACGGUAUCUCCUGUUGUCCUGGAUGCUGCCACUACUUUCCACUUUGAUACAUCGUCGCAGUUUGCAUUCCAGUGCAAAUCUGGCGUCUCUACGGGAGAAUGGUCAAACAACCCUAGCUCUACAAGGAUCUCUGCCCGAGCGAACCCCUUUUCCGCCUGCGUGUCGUUGGAUUAUCCUUCGCUCAGCCUCGCCUCAGCCUCAGCAUAUCUUCCACCCUGAAUGGGGAUGCGUUCAAGGACUUGAUCGAGCUUGUGCAAAUCCUCCUCGGUCAGCUUGAUCUCCGCACAGUUUUCCGCCACCCACUCGGGCUUUUCCGCGCCGGGGAUGGGGAUGAUGACGCCGUUGCCGUUCCGUUCGCUCUGGGCUCGCACCCAGCCGAUGGCGAUCUGCGGGACCGUGCAGCCCUUCUUCUUCGCCAUCUCGUGCACCUCCUUGGUCAUCUCCCUGUUGGCGGCCAGGGCGUCGCCCCGAAACCUCGGGUAGCGGGCGAGGUGCGCCGGCAGGUCUCGGUGGUCCCCCAGCACCUGCGUGGUCAGCCCGCCGCGACUCAACGGCGCGUAGGCGAUGAUGGGGAUGUUGAGCUCGGCGCAGGUCUUGGCGACGCCGUUGUACAGGAUGUCCCGCGACCACAGCGACAACUCGACCUCGACCUGGGCGAUCGGAUGGAUCUUGGCCGCGCGGCGGAUCGUCUCCUCCUUGACCUCGCUCAGCCCGAUGCCUUUGAUUUUGCCCUCCUUGACCAACAGGCCCAGCACCCGGAUCGUCUCUUCAAUCGGCGUGUUCGGGUCGACUCGGGCGCACUCGAAGAUGUCGAGGGUUUUCUUGCCGUCCAGGAGGCGGACGCACUCGUCGACCGAUCGUCGCACCCCGGCCUCGCUGCCGUCGAAGAUCAACGUGCCCGGCACGCGGCCCCCCUUGAUGGCGAGCACGAUCCGUGACGCCCGCUCGGGGUGCUUGGCGAAAUAUGCGUGGAGGAGAUGCAGGCUGUUGUGGUCCGGCGUGCCGUAAAACUCGCCUCCGUUCCAGUAGUGGGCGCCGUGCUCGAACGCGGCGUCCAUGGCGGCGAAGGCGUCUUCUUGGGGGAUGGGAGCCUCUGGCCUGGUCAAGCCCAUGAGGCCGAAGCCGAUGGCGUUGACCUUUUGGCCGAGUAUGGUCGCCAUGGCUGCUGGUUGGGAGGAGAUUGGGGGGACAACAAUCCCACAACUCGGGUGUGCUCGUAGUUCUAGAAGGCGAGCCUUGAAUCUCUGGGCUCUCCGAUGUAGUUUACGACCCUCGAUCCCUCACCGGUGAGAUUCUUCCUGGCUGCAACGGGCACUUAACUAAAGGCCAAGGCCGGCCCGCGGGCGUAUGUCUGGAUCGGCCGCCCCACUAUGGAUGUCUGCUGCAUGUCUCGAGAUUAGGCUAGGAUUCCAGAAACGGAUACAUGUGUACGGCAAGC